AUGGGGUCUACCAAGGGAAAUGUGUUUGACCAGUAUCGCUGUGUCGAAGUGUACGAUGCACUUGAUGAUGGAAACAAUCAGCUUGCAGUGAAAAAGGCAGAGGCACUUUUGCGGGAUGGGCCUUUCCCGUUGGCCUCGGCACUGAAGACCGUUGCAUUGUUCCGUUUGGGACUCCGAAAGGAGUGCGAAGAAGAGGCGAACAGGCUUAUGUCUGGAAAGGUUGAUAUGAACGUCCUUUUACCGCUUCAACUCGUUUUCCCUCGGAUUGGUCGUGCUCAGCAGCUUGCUGAUCUGUAUAUUGCAGCUAGCAGUGCACACCCAGACGAUGAAGAACUGGCCGACGGCGCCGUCUUGGUUCUUAUCAAAGCGCAUAUGUUCCAGCGUGCAUUGCAGCUCAUUCUCAAAAGGUUUAAAGAGAACAAAGACCAAAGAGACUUUUGGAGAUACAUCCAAGUCUCCAUUCUCCACUCUCAACGACUUAAACCCCCGGGCUCGAAGCUGGCACUGGAAGUGGCUCACCGACUGUUGAAAGAACAGGACUUGAAGCCAUCUGAAUUCACUGAAGAGACUUUGCAUUUAUAUCUGAGUUUCUUCCUACUUCAAGGUCAAGAUCGUAAGAAAGAAGCUCUUAAAGUCGUAACAGAGCCCCAUCCGCGCGAGCUAAUUGAGAAAAGCCUAGGACUCCAGCUGUUGCUUAGGGAAUAUUGGGGCUCUUUGGAUGAUAAAGAGAGCAUUCUGAAGGACUGCCGCACUCGCCUCAUGAAUGGAGAUCGAAACUGGGCAGUAAUUUCCUUGUUUGUGAAAACAGUAGCGGAUAUGACGAACGGCUCUAUGAACACAAACGACGUUGAAUUUAUGGUACAAGUAGCAGAAAAGGACAAGUGGAUGGAUCGUGGAUCUUUCCUUGGUGUUUUGGAACUUUUCCGUCUUGCUCCCUCAAGUGAACACCACUGCAUUUGUAAGAAGAGUGUCAAUGAACUAGUCCUGAGCUACAUUGAGCAGUUCGGUGAAAAAGCUUCUUGCUUUGAGGACUUACAACCUUAUCUUAAGCUUUUGGAUGCUGCUACCAAAGAAGCAAUUGAUCAAGCUCAAAGAUCCUGCAGUUCUCUUGACAAUGAGGGAAGUGUGGUAAAGUGCAUCAACCUCGAGAAAAUGUGUCUUGCCCUCCAAACCUCUCAAGGGAAAAGCGAAACUAAAGUGUGUCGUCUAUUGGAAGAAUACACUCUUGCCCUGAAAAAUGUGCCUCUUCCUGCAACAGAAAUGCAGGUGGGUGAUGAUUUAGCUCUAAUGGCUACGAUUAUUACAGCAUCGUCGAAAGAGGGGGAAGCAGUCGAGAGAGCGGCACUCAUAGCAUCUUUUGGCACUCAGCAGAGUGAGCAUGGCUACAAGCUGCGCUUCCUUCUUAUUCGUUUGCUGCUUCGCCUUGGUUGCUUGAAGAUGGCAGUGAACCAUUACAACUCUUUGGGUCUCAAGUCCGUGCAGUUGGAUACAGUCUCUCAUUACCUUCUAGAUCGGAAUGCAUCAUUCGGAGGGUCUCAUUCAGCCGAAAUUGCCAACGAAUGGGACUCCAACACCCAACACUUCUAUGAAAUAAGCAUACAAGAGAUUCCUGAAGCUUUGGGUCGUGCUUUUGUAAAUGGAAAGUUCUCCCAAAUUUCUGAUCUUUGUGAAUUCCAAGACUGUUUGGAUAAAUCGUGCUUUAAACUCUUGCUGGAAAUUGACAUGAUUCGGGCCAAGCUGAUUAAUCAAGACCUGAUCGGUUCUGAACGCACUAUGGCAAUGGAUACGAUCCAAAAGGUGAUGCAGGUUGUCCAGACAGCGGAUGUGUCUGAUCAGCGUGAUCACUUACUCCUCCGGUCCGUGAGUGAAGAUCAAAGAGACUUAGUUUCAAGCGUAAUCUCGUGUGGACCACUCAGGAAGAAAAACUGGAUACUUGCUAUGCUUGAGGUUAUGUCUGUCUAUUUGGAGAUUCAAUCGCCGGAAAACGCAGCCGAUCUGGAAGAGCUGACCAUCGCUGAAACUACAUUGGUUGAACUGGCACGCUCUAUUAAGAGUGGCAAUCAAAUUUCGAAAGCUGCAAUUGACUUCUUCUCGAAAAUCGACAGCGAUGUGAAACAAGCUAAAACCCACUUUGAUGUGCUUCAUGCUGCUUGGAUCGGUGUUGAGGGUGCUCAAAUUCUGGAGUACGUGCUGGAAGUGAAGGGAGAGAAUUAUAAGGAAAAUUUGCAAAACUGCAAAGAAACGUUGCAAAGCAUUCUCACGUACUUAGAGAGUUCUCUUCAAAACACUAAGUGUUCGAUUACAAGUAUCCCUGAACUGGAAGGAAACGAAGACUUCGCAGGUCACUUUAAUGAGUUGUCGAAUGACAUCGCUAAAUCACGCACCGACUCUCUCAAAGAUGUGAUUCGUUCGUAUCAGCCUCUCCUUCGGCUUCUAUAA
Molecule: messenger RNA, 2439 nt
Organism: Malassezia pachydermatis
Lineage: Eukaryota; Fungi; Basidiomycota; Malasseziomycetes; Malasseziales; Malasseziaceae
Exons: 5
Coding region: 1-2439 (812 amino acids)
Biological process (GO): N-terminal peptidyl-methionine acetylation
Cellular component (GO): cytoplasm; NatB complex
Molecular function (GO): protein-N-terminal amino-acid acetyltransferase activity
Source: RefSeq, a predicted model, not a curated record